Penicillium chermesinum is the source of this 2073-nucleotide messenger RNA. RefSeq names its product ATP-binding cassette Fe/S cluster precursor transporter ATM1 (gene atm1). Gene Ontology annotation, molecular function: ABC-type transporter activity; ATP hydrolysis activity; ATP binding. Gene Ontology annotation, cellular component: mitochondrial inner membrane. The annotation marks the transcript as partial. Gene Ontology annotation, biological process: intracellular iron ion homeostasis; transmembrane transport. The transcript has 5 exons. The record is from RefSeq and is a predicted model, not a curated record. NCBI's taxonomy places the organism in Eukaryota, Fungi, Ascomycota, Eurotiomycetes, Eurotiales, Aspergillaceae.
AUGCUGCUCCGAGCCGCCCGGUCAUCUUGCCUACGCCCGCGGUAUGCACCUUUGGGCUGCCCCGGCCGGUGGAUUGGCACGCGACUCCAUCAACCCCAACACCGCAUGUUUACUCCUGGCAUUCCGCUACGAGACAAACCUAUCGACACGAAGGCCUCAGCCACAAGCAAAGAUGCCGCUCCGAGGCCUCUUUCCUCGCAACCACACCCGGCAAGUAUCAGCGGGACCCAGAAUCCCCAAGACAAGGCCAAUAAUGCGCCGGGGGAAGAACUGCUGAGCGAGGCGGCAAAAGCGAACAAAGAUCAGAGGAAAGCAGAUUGGGCCAUUAUGCGAGAAAUGGCCAAGUACCUCUGGCCGAAGAUCUUGAAUGUAGAAGUUCCGUUCUACUUCAAGAGCAUCGUGGAUUCGAUGAACGUGGACUUUGCCUCAAUCGGAGGAACAGCCUAUACAGUGGCAGGAUCGAUGAUCAUUGCUUACGGAGUAACGCGAAUUGGAGCGACGCUUUUCCAAGAGCUUCGCAAUGCAGUAUUUGCAAGUGUUGCCCAAAAGGCCAUCCGUAAGGUGGCAAGCAAUGUUUUUGAGCAUCUGCUUCGCCUGGACCUCAAUUUCCAUCUCUCACGUCAGACAGGUGGACUGACUCGAGCUAUUGACCGCGGUACCAAGGGCAUCAGUUUCCUGCUCACUUCCAUGGUUUUCCAUGUGGUGCCUACCGCUCUCGAAAUAUCGCUCGUGUGCGGUAUAUUGACAUACCAAUACGGCUAUAAGUUUGCCGCCAUCACUGCCACCACUAUGGUUGCCUACACUGCGUUCACAAUUACCACCACGGCCUGGCGGACCAAAUUCCGGCGACAGGCCAAUGCGGCUGAUAAUCGCGGUGCGACCGUGGCCGUGGACUCUCUGAUCAACUACGAGGCUGUGAAAUAUUUCAAUAACGAGAAGUUCGAGGUGGCCCGAUAUGACAAGGCCCUGAAAAUCUACGAGGAUGCGUCAAUCAAAGUGACCACUUCGCUGGCUCUGUUGAACUCGGGUCAAAACAUGAUUUUCUCCACAGCGCUGGCCGCAAUGAUGUACCUGGCAGCCGAUGGAGUCGCAACAGGCACCCUCACGGUCGGAGACUUGGUGAUGGUCAACCAACUCGUUUUCCAGUUGUCUGUGCCUCUUAACUUCUUAGGCUCCGUCUACCGUGAGCUGCGACAGUCGCUGCUGGACAUGGAAACGCUCUUUAACUUGCAAAAGGUGAACGUGACCAUCCAGGAAAAGCCCAAUGCCAAGCCGUUGGAGCUCAAGCGCGGCGGUGAAAUUCGGUUCGAGAACGUGACCUUUGGGUACCAUCCUGACCGACCUAUUCUGAAGAAUGCCACGUUUACUAUCCCUGCCGGUAGUAAGUUUGCCAUUGUCGGGCCCAGUGGCUGUGGGAAGUCGACCAUCCUACGACUCCUUUUCCGCUUCUACGAUACGCAGACGGGUCGCAUUCUCAUUGAUGGACAGGACAUCAAAGAUGUCACCCUGGACAGCCUGAGGAAGGCGAUUGGAGUCGUGCCUCAAGACACACCCCUGUUCAACGACACUAUUGCCCAUAACAUUCGAUACGGCCAAAUUGAGGCGUCGGAUGAAGAUGUGCGACGGGCGGCUGAGCGCGCCCGUAUCGACGAACUCAUCGACCGAUUACCCGACGGAUAUCAAACAACAGUUGGCGAGCGCGGAAUGAUGAUCUCCGGAGGCGAGAAGCAGCGACUGGCGAUCUCUCGACUGAUCUUGAAAGACCCUCAGCUGUUGUUCUUCGACGAAGCGACAUCAGCUCUGGACACCUACACGGAACAGGCGUUGCUGCAGAACAUCAACAGCAUUUUGAAAGACAAGAGCCGGACGAGCGUCUUCGUGGCCCAUCGCCUGCGUACGAUCUGCGACAGUGACCAGAUUCUGGUGCUCAAGGACGGGCAGGUGGUGGAGACAGGCUCGCACCAAGAAUUGUUAGAACGCGAAGGUGUCUAUUCGGAACUAUGGAAUGGUAAGUGCAAGCCCCGUCUUCUCCUGCCUGGACAGAACGCUGAUUGGACCUUGAAGCCCAAGAAC